Boeremia exigua is the source of this 588-nucleotide messenger RNA. RefSeq names its product ribosomal protein S18. Bases 1 to 588 code for a protein of 195 amino acids. The transcript is spliced from 3 exons. The record is from RefSeq and is a predicted model, not a curated record. Gene Ontology annotation, molecular function: structural constituent of ribosome; small ribosomal subunit rRNA binding. Gene Ontology annotation, biological process: mitochondrial translation. Gene Ontology annotation, cellular component: ribosome; mitochondrial small ribosomal subunit. Lineage: Eukaryota; Fungi; Ascomycota; Dothideomycetes; Pleosporales; Didymellaceae.
AUGUCGUUAACACGGAUCGCAUUCCGGGCGCCGGUAGCCUUCCCCAAGACUGGCCUGCGAUGUUUCUCGUCGGGGCCUCAGAGGCAGGAUGAUGCAAUCCUCUCCAUCCUCAGCGACCUGAAAACUCCCGCCAGCCAGCAGCAGCCUGGAGGUUCUCUGGCCACCCGAUUCGCCCGCGAUGCCGGUCUCGAUCGCCCUUCACAGACGCGCGAGAUGUUGGAGUCGGAGCGGAGCGCCACUUUCCAGCGCCAGAUCUACCGCAAGUGGCAGGCUGGUGACGUCUACGCGCCGCACGACUUGAGCGGCGCCGAGCAGAAGAAGUGGAAGUAUGGCCGCAACAAGCCCCAGAGCGAUGCGUUCGACGUCCUGGGCAUCAACCCGGUGAACGAGUACAAGAACUUCACAAUCAUGUCCGAGUACAUGACCGAGAUGGGGCGGAUAAAGCACUCGAAGGACACUGGUCUGCGGCCGAAGAACCAGAGGAAGAUCGCAAAGGCUAUACGAAGAGCAAUUGGCCUCGGCCUGAUGCCCAGUGUGCACAGGCAUCCAUUGGUUCUGAAGAAGAGCUCCCCGACGAAGUUCUUGUAG